Hippocampus comes (tiger tail seahorse) is the source of this 2889-nucleotide messenger RNA. It is a transcript of the gene kcnd3, whose product is annotated as potassium voltage-gated channel, Shal-related subfamily, member 3. Gene Ontology annotation, biological process: protein homooligomerization; potassium ion export across plasma membrane; action potential. Bases 401 to 2329 code for a protein of 642 amino acids. The transcript has 8 exons. Gene Ontology annotation, cellular component: dendritic spine; voltage-gated potassium channel complex; neuronal cell body. The record is from RefSeq and is a predicted model, not a curated record. Gene Ontology annotation, molecular function: A-type (transient outward) potassium channel activity; protein binding. NCBI's taxonomy places the organism in Eukaryota, Metazoa, Chordata, Actinopteri, Syngnathiformes, Syngnathidae.
CACGCGUCGGUCUCGCGGCUGCGCUCAGGUCCAGAAACCGAGGAGCGGGCGUCUCUCCGGCGGCGCGCUCUCCCCAUCCCUCUGCUUCACAGGAUGGAAAGUGAGCUCACCAAGCUGCGCUUCGUCCUCUGGUCGACACUUUACGGCGCCAUAGUCUCACGGUGACACUAUUCCCGUUUUCACUUGGGGAACUUCGUUCCUGCUGCUCAUUUAACUGACACGCCUUUUUAAGGGAAGAAAAAAAAAGAGAAUACAACACGACUGAAGCGGAACUACACUGCAGUGAAACAAGGUCGCCUUUUUGGAUGGAGAAUUUCCGAUCGUUGGUGACUGAGCUGAAGUCAAGCUGGUUGUGAAGGCGCAGGAUUUGUUGGCCCCUACACCCCAGGUCGGAGAUAGCAUGGCAGCGGGAGUGGCGGCGUGGCUUCCCUUUGCCCGGGCGGCAGCCAUUGGCUGGAUGCCUGUGGCGAAUCUGCCCAUGCCUGUGGCGCCAACUGAAAAGAACAAACGUCAGGAUGAGUUAAUCAUUUUAAAUGUUAGCGGACGGCGCUUCCAAACGUGGAGGAACACAUUGGACCGCUAUCCGGACACCUUGCUUGGGAGCUCUGAGAAAGAGUUCUUCUACAACGAAGAGACCAAAGAGUACUUCUUCGACCGAGAUCCCGACGUGUUUCGCAGUGUGCUCAACUUCUAUCGCACCGGCAAGCUCCACUACCCUCGCUAUGAGUGCAUCUCGUCCUAUGACGAAGAGUUGGCUUUCUUUGGCAUCAUCCCGGAGAUCAUCGGUGACUGCUGCUAUGAAGAGUACAAGGACAGGAAGAGGGAGAAUGCAGAGCGUCUGAUGGAUGACCAAGAGGACAACAAGGACGCUAAGCUGCCCAACAUGACCUUCAGGGAGACCAUGUGGCGGGCUUUUGAGAACCCGCACACUUCCACCAUGGCCCUGGUCUUCUACUACGUCACGGGAUUCUUCAUCGCAGUCUCUGUCAUCACCAACGUGGUCGAGACGGUGCCCUGCGGCUCGGCGCUCAAUAAGAAGGAAGUGCCAUGCGGCGAGCGCUACACGGUGGCCUUCUUUUGCAUGGACACGGCGUGCGUCAUGAUCUUCACCGUGGAAUACCUGAUGCGCUUAUUUGCCGCGCCGAGUCGCUACCGCUUCAUGAGGUCCGUCAUGAGCAUUAUCGAUGUGGUGGCCAUCUUGCCCUACUACAUCGGCCUGGUGAUGACUGACAACGAGGACGUCAGUGGCGCCUUUGUGACGCUGCGAGUUUUCCGAGUGUUCCGUAUCUUUAAGUUCUCCCGCCACUCGCAGGGCCUUCGCAUCCUGGGCUACACGCUCAAGAGCUGUGCCUCAGAGCUGGGAUUCCUGCUCUUCUCCCUCACGAUGGCCAUAAUUAUAUUUGCUACUGUCAUGUUCUACGCAGAGAAGGGUUCAACCUCCAGUAAAUUUACCAGCAUCCCAGCCUCCUUCUGGUACACCAUCGUUACUAUGACAACACUUGGGUAUGGAGACAUGGUUCCAAAAACGAUUGCAGGGAAGAUCUUUGGUUCAAUCUGCUCUUUGAGUGGGGUGCUGGUAAUCGCCCUGCCUGUUCCUGUCAUCGUGUCCAACUUUAGUCGCAUCUAUCACCAGAACCAGAGAGCUGACAAACGGCGGGCGCAGAAGGUACAGAAAGCCCGCUUGGCCAGGAUUCGAAUAUCCAAGACAGGAAGCUCCAGUGCCUUCCUCCACAGCAAGCGCAAUGGCCUCUUCAACGAAGCAUUGGAGCUCACGCAACUUCCGUACAAGAUGAACCUCUCUGAUCAGGGUUCUACUGAGGAGGAAAAACGCUUAAGUAAGUCUACCUCUCUACUAGAGAGCCAGCACCAUCACCUGCUGACCUGUCUGGAGAAAACCACCAACCACGAAUUUGUGGAUGAGCAGUACUACCAACAGAGCUACCUGGAGGCGGGACUUCAGAAUUACUCGUCUCGAAGCCCGUCUCUCUCCAGCCAAGAGGGCGUCACGGGCACUUGCUGCACCCGCAGGAGCAAGAAGCAUCACAGCCCUUUACCGAAUUCCAGUGAGCCGGCACACAUGCAGCCUUUGACGCACGCACGCCAACAAGGCUUGCAGGAGCUCAGCACCAUCCAUAUUCAGCCCCUCAGCACCAGCCGCUCCAGUUUGAACAUGCGCAUGGAUGAGCCAGCACCUCUCAAUUGCCAGGGCAGCCAGAUCACCACAGCGAUCAUCAGCAUUCCCACACCACCGGUGACCACCCCUGAGGACGACGCCCGUCUUCCAGCAGGAGCCACCCACCAGAACGUUGUGAAGGUGUCCGCACUGUGAACGAUGCAGGCUUUGUCACGCUCAGAGACUCAUGAGGCUGACUGAUGGACAAGAGGAUGACCCUGAAAGAUAGAGAGGCGUUGUGGUGUUCAGAGACUUAGUUUUGUCUUGGUGGAGCCUUCCCUCUGCUGGUCAUGUACUGUCACAACAUUAACUCCUUGUGCAGAAGAGGGAUGGCGUUUAGAUACAGUGCACCCAUGUACAUGUUGAGUGUGUGCGCGUGUGUGUAUGUGUGUGUCACUGAGCACAAAGCACCUUUUUAUGAUUUUUGCAUCAGUUUGACUCUUCCAUAAGCAGGAGAUGGAAGCUGAUCCAGAAAGAAUCAAAAUUAUCUAUUGCUCUGCCCUUUUACUUGGUGUCAUUCUGGUUCAUUGCUGAUGAACACGUGCAGGUUGUCACCAUUCCUGAUCACUUUCAGUAUCAACCCACUUGAGCGGGGGUGGAGUACAUAUGAUAUGUAUACUGUAUCUGUAUUGCCAGCAAAUGUGUUUCAUAGUUGUGAAUGUGUGUGUGUGUGUGUGUGUGUGUGUGUGUGUGUGUGUGUGUGUGUGUGUGUGUGU